CCUAUUUGCAAGAUUAAUUAUAAGUUUCUAGUCAUAGUUCUAAAGUUCCCUCUUGUAAAACCAAAAGCAAUAAUGAUGUUAGAAUCCUAAUCAAACAUCCUAAUAAAAAUAUGUUAUUAUCCCUCUUGCAAAGUUCUUUGAACCGAAUUGAAAACACAUGUACGUCAUCAUGCCAUCUGCUCCCCUCUCCCUCGAUUUGUUCAUGAUUUACGUUAAUUUGCAGCGUACAAAUCAUAGAAUGUACUUUCCCUGUUUAUGUACUUCCCACCACACGCGCCAAGAUGACGCUUUGCCUGCGUUGGGUAAUUCCAAUCUUGUGGCACGCAGUGUAGAUGAUCGCAGUGAGUGACCGAGCGCCGAGAUAUAAAGAGGCACAGACUGCAAUUACUAACGUUUGUGCUUUACCAUGCGGAUUUUUCAAUGGAUAUCCACACUACUAAUAGUUGUUUACGUAUGUAUUGGUUCUGGAUAUGCACAAACUUAUGAAUGUGGAUCAGACAAAUUUCGAUGCUAUGAUGGAGACUGUAUAGCUGGCGACUUAUUGUGCGACGGCACACCACACUGUAAGGAUUUGUCUGAUGAGACAGAGGCAGAGUGUACAAAGCCAGAGAUUUUGUGUCAUAGGUAUGCCUUUCGUUGCAACUACGGUGCCUGUGUAAAUGGAGAUUCUGUAUGUAAUGGCGUCCAAGAUUGCAUUGACAACAGUGACGAAACGCAGCCUCAGUGUACAAAACAUACAACAAACAAUCAAACAGGAAGACCUACAAGUAGACCUACAAGCAGACCUAUAAGCAGACCUAAUAGAUGUACCACAAAUCAAGUUACAUGCAAUAAUGGCGAGUGUAUUCAUAAGGACAAUAUGUGUAAUGGAAUUGAAGAUUGUGCGGAUGGUUCUGACGAAACUUCUGAAAAAUGCAGAUCACUAUAUUGUCCUCCGACAGCUUUCCGUUGUUCUUAUGGAGCUUGUAUCAAUGGUGAUCUACGAUGUAACGGAGUAGUUGAAUGCAUCGAUGGAUCAGACGAGGAUUCGAGAUGCAGCGAAACUGGAGGGUGGCCAUCACCUUUACCGACGGUACCAACAACGGAAACAACACGAUGGCCUGUACCGACUCCAACACCAACACGUGGCACAAACGCUUGUAGAGCACCUUCGCAACCGCAGAACGGUCGUUGGAAAUUACAUCGAUCACAAUGUUCAGGUGGACAGGAAUGUAACGUUCCAGAAGGAACGGAACUGGGAUUAGGAUCUCAUCUCGUCUACUCCUGCAAUUUGGGAUAUAAAUUAAGAGGUCCAACUGACGUGAGCUGCAGCUUCGAGGGAAAAUGGCUUAAUAUACCAGUUUGCACAGAAAUACGCUGCAAAGCUUUGACUACAGCAUCAAUCGAAGCUAGAUGUACAUACAAUUAUGAAUGGAUACCUUGUGAAUCUCCAGUUCCACCAGGAACAGAAGCGGUAUUGGAAUGUAAAAAUAGUUAUCGGCCUGAAACUAAUCUACUAACCGGACAAAGAAAGAAUGUGAGAUGUAAUGCAAAUGGUCAAUGGGAACCAGAACCUAUGCGAUGUAUUCCAGUAUGCGGCACUCUUCCUCCCGACGUUACACCGACUGUUGUAGGCGGUGUACGGCCGAAUAUCACGGAAUUUCCGUGGCACGCUACGAUGUAUCUUGAUGUACCAGGCGAGUCAAAGAAAUUCUUCUGUGGAGCGACCAUUAUUCAAGAGAAUCUCUUGAUAACGGCAGCGCAUUGUGUAUAUGAUGAGAGUAAUAGGCAACCGAUUAAUGCCGGCUCAAUUUAUAUAUUAACGGGAAAUAUCUUUCGUGAUUACGAUUAUCCUUUUCAUAAUCCAAUCCUCGUUAAAAAGAAUCAGGUGAAACGUAUUUACAUCGUACGUAAUUAUCUAGGACUUAUAGGAAAUUACCUCUCGGAUAUCGCAGUAUUAGAACUCGUUAGACCAUUUGUAUUGUCAACUUGGUUGGUUCCCGUAUGUAUAGAUACUUUAAGCGAUAGAAGUGUAUUGGAAGCAGGUUCUUAUGGAAAGGUAGCAGGAUUUGGUAGAACCGCACUCGGUGAAUCUAGCGCCGUUUUACAGGCUUUAAGAGUACCUGUAAUUCCGCUCAGCCAAUGCAGAUCCGCUAGCCAAAAUGUUAAUACAGAACAAUUUAUUACCAAUGAUAAAUUUUGCGCAGGUUACACAAAUGGUUCUUCUGUCUGCGAUGGUGACAGUGGUGGCGGAUUAGUCUUUAAAACCAAUAGUUUGUGGUAUCUUCGAGGUAUUGUUAGUGUUUCCCUCGGCACGAUACAAAAGGAUGGAACUGGUCAUUGUGACAAUAACUUGUAUUCCUUAUAUACAGAAAUAUCCAGGCAUAUUUCAUGGAUACAAGAUGUAAUUAUAAAAAUAGAACAAAAUCAGAUACACAUAUUAUGUUCAAAUUUAUCUCAAACGAGAUGUUCCUAAAUUUAUUAAUGAUACCAUCAAUUAUUAUGCGCAAUUAUCGAAAAAAGCA
This is a messenger RNA of Trachymyrmex cornetzi, 2504 nucleotides long. Its product is annotated as limulus clotting factor C. The record is from RefSeq and is a predicted model, not a curated record. Gene Ontology annotation, biological process: proteolysis. Bases 407 to 2455 code for a protein of 682 amino acids. Gene Ontology annotation, molecular function: G protein-coupled receptor activity; serine-type endopeptidase activity; protein binding. Lineage: Eukaryota; Metazoa; Arthropoda; Insecta; Hymenoptera; Formicidae. Gene Ontology annotation, cellular component: membrane. The transcript is spliced from 8 exons.